GCCGCCUCCCGUUCCGUCCGCUCCAAGUCCACUUCUCCUUUCCACCCCCAACCAAACACCCCCGCUAGAACCGCCGUCGAGGGAGAGCCUUGGCCCUUAAGCUUCGCCCUCCCUCCGCUCCCCUCCUCCUCGCCGCAAUUUCGAAUUCCCCUUACUCUAGAAAAGGAAAAUUCCGGUCUUUUCUCACUCUGUUUCUGAGUUGGCGGCGGCGGGGAUCGCGAUGGACGGCGACGCGUGGGAGGGCGGCGGCGGGCGGGCCCGGUCGUGGUACCUGAGCCGGGAGGAGAUCGAGCGCGGCUCGCCGUCGCGGCGGGACGGCGUCGGCGCGGCCAAGGAGGCCGAGCUCCGGGCCACCUACUGCUGCUUCAUCCGCGACGUCUGCACCAGGCUCCAAUUGCCGCAGAUUACAGUCGCCACCGCGAUCCUCCUCUGCCACCGGUUCUACCUCCGCCAGUCUCACGCAAAGAACGAGUGGCAGACUAUUGCAACCGUUUGCAUAUUUCUUGCUUCAAAGAUUGAAGACACACCUUGCUUACUAAAACAUGUGGUCAUUGCGGCAUAUGAAACAAUGUACCGGAAAAACCCUGAUGCUGCUAAGAGAAUCCACCAGGAGGAAGUUUUUGCGAAGCAGAAAGACUUGAUUUUGGUUGGGGAGACACUGCUGCUUUCAACUAUUAGGUUUGAUUUUAAUAUACAGCAUCCUUAUGAACCACUAAAGCUUGCACUGAAGAAUCUGGGCAUCUGCCAGAAGGAAGUGAGACAGCGUGCUAUGAGUUUCAUUAAUGAUACGCUUCCGACUACUUUAGUUGUGCAGUUCAAACCACACUUCAUAGCUGCUGGAUCGCUCUUCCAUGCAGCUAAAUUUCACAACUUCGUACUUCCUUCCCAGAAUGGUAAAGUGUGGUGGAACGAGUUUGAUGUUGCUCCAAAGCAGUUGCAAGCUGUUAUACAGCAAAUGUCCGAGUUAUUAUUUAAGAAAAGAGACCCAUGUUCCAUGGUUUCUGCUAACAAGCCAGUACCAACUCCAAUUCCAACUCCAACACCAAUGGAUAAACAUCAGAUCAAGCCGCCUCCAACUCCAGCUCUGAUGGAUAAACAGACGAUUAAGCCGAUUCCAACUCCAACUCUGACAGAUAGACAACAGAAAAUAAGAACCCCGGCUCCUGCUCUGAGGCAUACACAAUCUUCAAUGAGAAGUUUUAGUAGUAGCAAUACCAAAGCUUCUAGUUGUGUAACUGUUGGCAGUUCGUUUGACAAGCUCACCAGCAGUUCGGCAAGUAAUGAAGAAAAUCGGUAUCGGUGGACUGAUGAAGAGAAUCAGUAUCGCCAGCGGACGGACAAAGAGAAUCAGUAUAGGCGGACGAAUGAACAGAAUCAGUAUAGGUGGACAGAUGAACAGAAUCAGCAUCGGCGGACUGAUGAACAGAAUCAGUAUCGCCGGCGGACGAACGAAGAGAAUCAGCAUCGGCGGACCUAUGAACAGAAUCAGCAUCGGCGGACCUAUGAAGAGAAUCAGCAUCGGCAGACCUAUGAAGAGAAUCAGCAUAGGAGGAUGAAUGAAGAGAAGCAGUGUUGGCGGGUGAAUGAAGAGAAGCAGUGUCGGCAGACGAAUGAAGAGAAUCAGUAUCGCAGGACGAAUGAAGAGAAUCAGUAUCAGCGAACACACACAAAUCAUAACUUAGUUCCUGUGGAUCAGAGGAUAGAGAAACCAUCUUACCGGGGAACUCUGAAGGUUGAUCGUGGUUACCGUGCAACAAUAAUCAUGGACUUGACCAGAAAGAAAAGAAGGAUUCAAGAGGUUGGCCGGUUCCCAGCUCCUGUUUAUAUAUCUGAUACAAAUGAUUGGAGGAUCGGAUCUUUGAAGAAACAGAAGUUAGAGAGAAGAUGAAUUAUAGAAUUACUUUGUAUUUGGUAAAGAACCAUUGGUUGUCUGCUACUGAGUAUCCUGUCUUGAAACAUAAGAUAUGGACGUUCUGUAAAUUAAUUUACUAGUGCAAAUGAAAUGCAGCCAGCUUGCACCGAAAUGCCAACAAACGGAUUUGUAUCUUAUUGGCGAUGUCAGUGCAAAUGGAUAAAAGAUGCAACUGGUUCUGGAGACGUUCAUGUCAUUUUUUUAAUUGAGGUGCAUGGCCUCGAAAACAAAUUUUGUAGAAACACGACCGAUGCCUCGGCUACCUGUAUAUAAGAUUUUGUAGCAAUGUUCAUGUGUGUAUUAUAGAUAGUUGUAUCCUCAUAGCUUGAGGUCGGUGUUUUAGUGCUGUACAUAUCUUUUUGAGAUGAGACUUGUCUACCCUGUGAAAUUCUCAAUCUGUUGCCACUUUUUA
Setaria italica (foxtail millet) is the source of this 2324-nucleotide messenger RNA. Its product is annotated as cyclin-T1-1. The record is from RefSeq and is a predicted model, not a curated record. Bases 221 to 1888 code for a protein of 555 amino acids. Gene Ontology annotation, molecular function: cyclin-dependent protein serine/threonine kinase activator activity. The transcript has 6 exons. NCBI's taxonomy places the organism in Eukaryota, Viridiplantae, Streptophyta, Magnoliopsida, Poales, Poaceae. Gene Ontology annotation, biological process: regulation of transcription by RNA polymerase II; positive regulation of DNA-templated transcription, elongation. Gene Ontology annotation, cellular component: nucleus; cyclin/CDK positive transcription elongation factor complex.